This is a messenger RNA of Girardinichthys multiradiatus, 2169 nucleotides long. RefSeq names its product cytochrome P450 26A1 (gene cyp26a1). Gene Ontology annotation, biological process: sterol metabolic process. The record is from RefSeq and is a predicted model, not a curated record. NCBI's taxonomy places the organism in Eukaryota, Metazoa, Chordata, Actinopteri, Cyprinodontiformes, Goodeidae. Gene Ontology annotation, molecular function: monooxygenase activity; oxidoreductase activity, acting on paired donors, with incorporation or reduction of molecular oxygen; heme binding. The transcript is spliced from 7 exons. The coding region runs from base 486 to 1952 and encodes 488 amino acids.
UAUACAAAUUGUUUACAAAUUUCGUCUGAAUCAGGGAGACCCUGUUGAGGAUUAGAGCCUCAUUUUCAUUUGGUAAAAAGCUUGUAAACACCUUUUUGCUCUUGAAUGCAGCUCAGCCUGCAGGCAAGACCGCGGAUCCUACAAGAAGCCCUUAAACUAAGGUAAUGAGUUUGUGGACUAGCUGCUUUCAGGGCCAACAAAAGGAUGCGCUUCCAUUGUCCUGAAAAAAAAAAUGUUGAGUAAAAUCUACCACGGAAUGUCAGGAUUAAAGAUGUGGCUUUUGAAAAAAAUGAUGUCAGCCAAUACAGACCUGUAGGCGGGUCCCAGCGACAACCACAAUUAAUUAAAGAUGAACUUUCGGUGAACUAAUUCAUGUCAGGGAGGAGAAGGUGAGACACAUCCUAUAAAAGGGCUCCAGGAGGUGUGCCCAGCUUUACUAGUUUAAGCAGCUUCACCUGAACGGAGAGACUGGAACCAAAUCCGACAUGGCUCUGAGCACUCUGCUGGCUUCUGUCCUCUGCACCAUCGUGCUGCCCAUCCUGCUUUUCCUGGUGGCUGUGAAGUUGUGGGAGGUCUACAUGAUCCGCGGCGAAGACCCAAGCUGUCCGAGCCCGCUGCCACCCGGAUCCAUGGGCUUACCGUUCAUCGGAGAGACGCUGCAGCUCAUUUUGCAGAGGAGAAGGUUUCUGCAGAUGAAGCGGGAGAAGUACGGCUACAUCUACCGCACACACCUCUUCGGGAACCCCACGGUGCGUGUCACCGGUGCGGAGAACAUCAGGCACAUCCUGCUGGGAGAGUACAGGCUUGUGUCAGCGCAGUGGCCCUCUUCUGUGCGCACCAUACUCGGCUCGGACACGCUUUCCAACAUGCAUGGCUCCCAGCACAAAACCAAGAAGAAAGCCAUCAUGAGAGCCUUCUCCAAGGAGGCACUAGAGCUCUACAUCCCUGUGAUCCAGGAGGAAGUGCAGACUGCAGUCAAAAGGUGGUUGGUGCAGGAUCCUUGUGUGCUGGUAUAUCCUGAAAUGAAGCGACUGAUGUUCCGCAUAGCCAUGAGGAUUCUGCUGGGUUUUCAGCCGGAGCAGAUCAGGACCGAUGAGCAGCAGCUGGUGGAGGCAUUUGAGGAAAUGAUCAAAAAUCUUUUCUCCCUGCCCAUUGAUGUUCCUUUCAGUGGGUUGUACAGGGGUCUACGGGCCAGAAACUUCAUCCACACAAAGAUUGAAGAGAAUAUUAGAAAGAAGGUGGAGGAGUCAGACAAUGGGUCAAAACACAGAGAUGCCCUGCAGCAGCUCAUAGACAGCAGCAGAAAAAAUGGAGAACCUUUCAGGAUGCAGGCCAUCAAGGAAUCUGCUACGGAGCUUUUGUUUGGAGGCCAUGAAACCACAGCCAGCACAGCCACAUCCCUAAUCAUGUUUCUAGGCCUAUACCCAAAAGUUGUGAAGAAACUCAGGCAGGAAUUGUGGGACAAGGGGGAGAAUGGAAUGGACCUCGAGAACCUGAACAUUGAGUCUUUGGAGCAGCUCAAAUACACAGGUUGUGUCCUCAAGGAAACACUAAGGAUCAACCCCCCAGUCCCUGGAGGCUUCAGAGUAGCCCUCAAAACAUUUGAACUCAAUGGUUACCAGAUUCCUAAAGGCUGGAAUGUUAUCUACAGCAUCUGUGACACACAUGAUGUUGCUGAGGUGUUUCCAAACAAAGAAGCAUUUCAGCCAGAGCGCUUCAUGAAAAAACCCUUGGCCGACUCCCCCAGGUUUCAGUACAUACCUUUUGGUGGUGGUUCUCGAAUGUGUGUGGGGAAGGAAUUUGCUAAAGUUCUGCUGAAGAUCUUCUUGGUGGAAGUCGUGACAAAGUGUCAUUGGACUCUCUUGAAUGGACCACCAACCAUAAAAACUGGACCCACAGUCUAUCCUGUGGACAACUUGCCAACCAAAUUCACCAGCUACGUGAAAACUUAAGUUGCAUUAGGAGCACGUUUUGAAGUUUUUAAUUAUUUUUCUAAAAGAGGAGGUUCUGGGUAUUAGUACUGUUAACUCAAUCAUAGGAGAUGGUCCUGAUGGGCAGUCCCUAUAGGGUUACAUGAAAACUUUAACCAUCUAAGUGUAUUCUCUGUAGGAUUUUUGUACAUAUGUAAUGUAGUAAAUUCAUAUAAAUGUUGUAUCUUUGCCCAAGGUA